UCGCGUGUGUGCGCUGAGUAUUGAAGCGAAAAAAGAGUUCGUUUCCCGUAAAGUAAAGUUUCCGUGGUAAAACAGACAUUCUCGUGUAUUCCAGCAUCAUUUCCGAGUAUUCCUUUGCGGGGGAAUUUGGAUAAAUGAAUUUUACUGCUGAUUUCCAUAUUACUUCAUGUUGAGUUUGUAAAACUGCGAAGGUGUUUGUGCUGUGAUUACGAAGAGUUGUGUGUUUGUGAAGUAAUUGGCUGCAAAAAAACUAGACAAAUUCGGGAAACGAACCUAAGUAAAUGUGAAAUCUUGUUCGAAUGACAACAAGAGUGUGUCUUUUUCAAGAAUUGCAUUCCAACCAGAAUCUAAGGGAAAAACCCCCUAAAUCGGGCGGAUUCUUUGUUUCCAGUGAAGUAACGCGAGCUGCCAUCUUUGUGUGUGUGCGUGGCUAUUUUUGCACUGCCACAUCUUCCAAUAAGUUAUUGCGGGUAUUGAUAAUUUAGCUGCCUCAAAUUUUACAACCCAAAGUGACCAGAAGCAUACCCAGUUUACUGCUUAUUGAUUAACAGCAUCAGAAGAAAUUAUCAAUCCAACUCCAUCUAUGCCGUCUAUUGUUUGCACUGAAUCAUUCGCGUUUAUCUAUAUGCUACUACAAGACGUCGCAAACAUUUAUGGUUCAUAUACCGUUAAGUGUAAUCAAUAUACAGCUCUAUCAAUAACAACAAUACGUUCAGAAAUAGAGCACAUAGACUAGCACAGCGUAUAGACUAUGGACGGCUUUGAAGAAGUCAUCAACAAUCUCAAACUUUAAAAAACUGAGGUAUUCCAAACUUUCAAAAUGGCUUUUAACUAGUGUGAGAGAAACAAAAAAGCCUAUUACCGAUCAGUCAGUUUGUGUGCCACAAUCUGAUGUAUGAAAUGAGUGUCUAUGGGGGCCAUAGUCGUUAUCAAGGCUCGAUUUUUAUUAUGUUUGUAGUAUCUUGGUAAAUUAGUGGUAGUACUAGCGAGAGAGUGCUAUGUUUGAUAUUUUUAAUUGAUGCGUCCCAACAUUUUGGAGCUAAUGUCGAUUCAGCACAUUUUUGACCCUCGUUAGCGGAGAUUGUAUCGGUAAAGAAUAAGAUCAUCACAUAAUUUGCCAGUGUUUUCCUUUGUAAAUUUAUAAAUAUUUCAACUGUUCUAUUUAGUGUUCUACACAGUGUGUGUCGAAAAGUGUGUGCUACGUAUGUUGAAUUUUGUGGAAAUUCCUUGUGUUAUAGCUAUGGUUGGGUCAUGCAUUGGUCAGAAGCAGAUUAAGUGUUCGUUCCCAGUUGAUGUGGGAUUCGCGACGUAUUUGGGAUCGUCUAAGCUAGGUUUCACAAGAGCUUUGCGCGUAAGCAGCAACAAGUUUUAAAGCAGCAAAUCGGUGCAUAUCAGUGAGCAAAGACGUGUAGUGUCUGUGCAUGUCAAGAGAUUCCACGGAUACAACAACCUAUUCCUUCCAGCGAGCGAUGCGAGUGCGUAAAGCUCGUGAGUGAGUGCAAAAUUGAUAAAGUGCUAACGUCGGUUUCCGUGUAGUGGGGUUCCGAACGACAUCGUAAAGCAUCGCAGAAGAAGUGAUUUAAAGACAAAGAAACGCCGUAGAAAAUGCGUGAAUUCAAGGUUGUUGUUCUCGGAUCCGGGGGAGUGGGCAAAUCUGCCUUGACCGUGCAAUUUGUGUCUGGGUGUUUUAUAGAAAAAUAUGAUCCAACAAUAGAGGAUUUCUAUCGAAAAGAAAUUGAGGUGGAUAACUCUCCAUGUGUGCUAGAAAUUUUGGACACAGCCGGUACCGAACAGUUCGCAUCAAUGCGAGAUUUGUAUAUAAAAAAUGGGCAUGGCUUUAUCGUUAUGUAUUCCCUAACAAACCAUCAGACAUUUCAGGAUAUCGCCAGUAUGCGAAAUGUGAUCAGUCGUGUGAAAGGUAGUCAGCCAGCACCAAUACUCCUAGUCGCAAAUAAGCUAGAUUUAGAUUGCCAAAGAGAAGUUUCCACGGCCGAAGGUAGUGCCCUGGCAGAGCAAUGGGAUUGUCCGUUCAUCGAAGCAUCAGCAAAGGACCGCAUCAAUGUGAAUGAAGUGUUCGCCACCGUCGUACGAGAAAUGAAUAUGACCUCCGAGAAACGCCAGAAGAAAAGUUACUGUUGUUGUACGUUAUUAUAGAACUGGUAUAGGUGUCAUUUUAAUAUUACUAAUCAUAAAUAAAUAAAUAAUAAACACACAUACACACACACACACACACACACAACACAUUGUGGAAAGAUGCUGCGAAAGUUCUCUUAAUACGCGAAUGCGAUUUGUGGUUGAUAGCCUAAAAGGAACUACCUUGCAAUUUUAUUUCGCGCACAACGGUAGUGGUAGAAAUCCGUCAUCAAUAGAAGUGGUUCAUAAAACUUGUGUAGAACGAUUUUUGGAUGAUUUUCUUAGAUGGUUGCAGUUGAAAGUGUUUGCGCUGGCUACAUCCACUAUUAAACAAACCGACUGAAGCGAUGUACUCAAAUGGGUAUAUAGGAUCGAAUAUACACGCUAAAUCAACUCAAACGAGAAAAUGCAAGAAAAUAAGUGUAAUAUAUCCAAGAGGGGAAAAAGGAGGAACAGAGGAUGGAUUAUUCCAUUCAGGAUGACCAAUUCUAGCAUCUCAAAAGUGGUAUAACGGUUGGCCAGGAAAUAAGAAUGAAAAGAGCACCAAUAUUAGGCAUAAUAUCGUUAGCAAGACAAGAAAAACGUAUAUGCACGUACAUGGCAAAAGAUGUUCAGGGAUUGGAGAUCAUCAGUCAUGGAGAACAUUCGAUGGCAUGGAUUAAAAGAUGGAAAAUAUGACGAAUAGUAACUAAUAGUAAGGUGUGCGUGUGUGUGCCUGUGUGAGAAGAGAGAGAGAGAGAGAGAGAGAGAGAGAGAGAGAGAUAGCGAGACAGAGAGAAUGUGUAAGCGUGCAUGAUAUGAUGAUAGAACGGAUAGAACAUGGAUAGAACAGGAGAUUAGCUAAACAGACUUCUGAUCUGCACGAUCAUGAACAUAGAAGACCCCAAAAAGAUAUCGAUUUUCCUGUCAAUCUACUCUUAUCACAUUCGGUACUGCAAGGGUAAGAUGCGUUAACGAAGAAUUUCCCGUGGCGCGAAUCGUGUGUGUGUGUGUGUGUGUGUGUGUCAGCGUGCAUGUUGAACGAAAUGAUUUUAUUUGCGGAUAUAAGACUAAAAUCCAUUCAUAUAGGGCAAAAUGAAUUGUUUUCAACCUUUGUAAAUCACCGUAGUUGCUCAUGGUACAUGGUUGCGCAGAGUCAUUGGUAUAAGGACACCGAACUAUAUUUCAAACUAUUGCUGUUUAACUCCAGGCUCAAACUCUUCAAAAUAUCUACAUUUUUAGGCUCCCUAGCUUUGCAGUACAGUUUUCAUCCUGUCAAUGUCAAGUAAGCUGUCGUAAGAAUUGCUGUUGUGGUCAAUUUCCAAUUAUGGUGUCAAUUUCCGUAGAGCGAUGAAGAUCGCCACAUUGACGCCUGCGGUCACGACGGUCCGGCAAGGCGGCUAAGGCGAGCAUGAACAUCAAAUGAAGAUUAUAGACACAUCGCCUCAGGCGAUCGUUGCGCCCUAUGUGAAUCGACAUCUAUUUCUUUUAUUUGUUUUUGUUUUAUGUAAAAACUAUAUAUAGCAUGUAUGUGCCAUUUCUUGAUGAUGGCCCCGUACUUCCCCUUUACAGACUGCGAUAACAGUCUUCCCAUUCGUUGAACGUCAUAGAGGCCUUCGACGUUUGUAUCAAGUAUCACUUAGCUAAUUUGAUCGAUUGUCUCAUAUGGGUAGCAGUUCACGUUCAUAAUGCAGGCUAAUGUGAUAACAGGAACAAAUGAAUACUGGCUUCUCUUUGUGGAAACUAACCAUACAUCUGGUAACAGUUAUCUGCUACUUACAAUAGGAUCAAGAGCAAAUUGAUAUGAACUUCAAUUCAUUUCAAAGAACUUCAUCUUCAAAUCGUUAUAUUUUCAUAAAAUAGAAUGAAAGCGGCAAAACUUUCAAAACGUUUCUCGCCUAUUCAGUUGCUCGCGUUAUAUACUUGUUUAACCAUGAAAAAUUAAAAUGGAAAUCAUCUUUUUAGUCUGUUGAACCCUGCGUUUUUGUGCCAGUGAGCUGGUGGAUGAGGAAGAAAUGAUGGGAUUAUCUUAUUAAGGACCUCAAAAGCGAUACACACACACAGACACACACACAAUUGACCGUACAUACAUAUGAUUAGACAUUAGAGAACAAAAAGGUCCCACGUAAUGGAACGCUAUAUUCGAUCCUGUAAAGAAUAACAAAUGGAACGAGCUAGGAUUGAGGCAAAGAAAAGCUUCGCAGGAUCGCAAGCAGAACAGAAACACAAAAGCACUAUUUUUUAUCGUAACAGUUUUUGUAUACAAAGAAAUAGAAGAUGUAUGAGAAGAUGUGUAAUGUGUGAUCAAAGGAAAUAGUCAAAUGAUACGAAGGGGGUAAUCUAGAGUAAGUGAUGGUGAGUUACAGAGAUUAUGGUUGCCGGUGUUCGAAUGUGCGUUUUACAGUGUCCGCACAUACACUUUGACCGAAUAUCUGAAGGGAAACAGGGCAAGAUAGCAAUAGAAUUGAGAGGUGAAAAAGGGGUGUUUUAAGAAUAGGGCAAAUCUCAAGAAUACACGAAGAAUAGAACGGUAUGAGAAUGAUCGCCAAGUGUAAAGCUUUUGAACUUGAAUCAACUUCAGAACCCCGAAAUAAUUUAACCCAGACCGACAUCGCACGUCAAUAGUGCGUAUAUUUUGAGGCGAUUUCCUGCGGCAUCUGAGGACAAGUGAAAAGAAGCCACUCUAAGAGAGAAAGAUCCAAACCAAAUGCUCUUGAUUAUAUUGCUGUAUGCGCGUUGGAUUGGUAGUGCAAACAGCCAAGAUACCCAGCUGAGGUUUCGAUUACUGUAAAUCGAUGAUUUAAAUGGUGCGCUAAGAUUACAACAAAUAAAGUGUACGUAACAAUGAAAAAAAAAUUUGCUGCUGAAAAAUUUGUAGGCAAAU
This is a messenger RNA of Anopheles darlingi, 4996 nucleotides long. It is a transcript of the gene Rap2l, whose product is annotated as ras-related protein Rap-2a. Bases 1606 to 2154 code for a protein of 182 amino acids. NCBI's taxonomy places the organism in Eukaryota, Metazoa, Arthropoda, Insecta, Diptera, Culicidae. The record is from RefSeq and is a predicted model, not a curated record. The transcript is spliced from 6 exons. Gene Ontology annotation, cellular component: plasma membrane. Gene Ontology annotation, biological process: negative regulation of cell migration; Rap protein signal transduction. Gene Ontology annotation, molecular function: GTPase activity; GTP binding; GDP binding.